AAGAAUGGCCUAAAAAACUUUUUUAGGGCAGCUUUUUCCAUAAAAGUUGAACUUACAACAGAUGAUCAUCUGUUGUUCGAUGCAUUUUAAGUGAUUUAUUUGAUUUAAACGGAUUUGAAACCAUGAACGAGUAGAUCUAAUCGUAGAAAAACAACUAUGGAAGCUGGAGAAGAGCCUUUGAAUGCAUAUCUAUUCAUAACAAUGUGAAAAUAAUCCUUCAAUAUGAUAGCGUUCAUUCUUUCAAGCAUUUUAUUCGCUAAACUAGAUUUAGUAUCUGCCGAGUGUACAGAUAUCUAUGGUAGAUCCAUUACACCAGGUAUUCAUUUCAUCCCUGGUCCGGAUAUAUGUCAAUUAUGUGUUUGUGAUAACACUACUCCAAAAUGGUGCAAACGAGUGCUAUGUUCACCGCCUCAAAAUUGCAAAUCUUUCGUGAUGGGAAGUUCUUGCUGCGAUUACAGCUGUCUGGAUAACACGAUACAGAGCGGUGGAGAUUUCAGGGAUGAAAUCGAUCGCAGAUUUUUAAUCACUAUUGCUACAGCAUUCCUUAUUCUGACAGUAUUACUCUUCAUCAUUCAUAAACUACGUCAUCGAACUAUCCAUGUAGGUAGACUUCAAAAUAGACAACUUGCUGAAGACCGAAGGAGUAUCGGUAGUAUUGGUUUCAUUACCGGAAGUAUCGGUUAUUUGAAUUUAUCCAAUGGGCAUCAUUUCGACGAUCAUCCUCUUGUACAUUUUCCUGUAUACAAACCGCAUGCUAAUUACUUUCCUAGGGGUGAAGCUCCUCCACCUUACGACGAAGCAAUGGCUGAUACAGCGUUGAACAUAUCUGCUGCAACUCAGUUGCUUACGAAUGAUAGAGAAAUUCUAGAAUUCAACGAACAGAGACGACGAUGCAAUUCAGCUGGCAUUGCUAUGACAGCUUCGCAUCCGAUUAAUACCGCCGAAAGAUGUAAUUGCGAACCACAGCAGCCCGUCAAAGAUAAUCGUAACCAAGCUGAUCUGACUAAUGUGUACGGUUGCGCUGCUCAACACCGAACGAUACCUUUACCUAUCUGUGUCACUCCCGAAUCACUUAAUCAACAUGGUCCAGUUCAAUCUAACGAGUCGUUGAAUCGUCGUUCGUGCCCAAUCCACAAUAAAAAAAAUGACGCCACCGGAAGAGCAGACUCUGAACAACGUAGCCGAGCUAACUCGACUGGUUAUGCUCAACCUACCACUAGCACAGGACAUGGUACUUGUCCUCCUCAAUUCCAUCUCGAUCCAGCUCACGCAACUGGUUCUACUCAUCGCACUUUACCUUUAUCUGCCAGUUUAUCUUCGCCCUUACCUUCUACUUCGGAUUCGUGCGAACGUCAACCCCAAUUUACUACAUUCUCGUCCGCUAUUAAUAUUUCCUCGGUGAAUGGAAAAGAACCAAGUCCAAGUAAAUCAGGUAAAUUGGAGCCAUUAACCAAACAAUCUAGCCAAUCUAGAAAAUCUCUAGCAUCGGUAUCAGUAACCAACGAAUCUCAACCCAAACCGAAAAAAUCUUCCAAAUGUUCGAAAGAGCGUGCUGCUGCUGCGGCAACCUCAUCCACUCCUAAUGAAUCCAAAGAACCCAAACCAGAAACAGAUGGCAGCUCUCAACUAGUCGACGACUACCAUGCCGAAUGUGAAAAUUGUAAUUUAAACGUAAAAGGAGAAUGCGACGGUCCCGAUGAAUAUUUCCCAGAGCAGGAGACGAUGACUUUGCAAAGGAAACUACACGAAGCUUCGACUGCUAAAACCAACGAUCAAAAAGCUUCGUUGACUUUGCCCACCAACUCGCGAACUAAAAGAUGUUCGUCAAAGAAUCGUAAAUGCGGACGUUGGAAUGGUAAAGAAUCUCCCUUCAAAACCAUGCUCGAAUUGGUGUCUUCCGAAGAAGAAGAAAAAGAGGCUGAUAAAUCUCAACCGAAUAAAACUACCGACUCCGACGAUAAAGUCUAAAAUUACGUAAUAUUUCCAAGUUGUAGGAUACAUAUUCUAAAAAUGUGGUAUUAUUCGAUCCACUGCGUCGUAUAGUAAGCUUCACUGUUGAAUUUUUUAUAUGUACUCGUUGAACGAGUUGAACAACGUUGAUGAUCGUCUUCUUCCAUUCUAUCGAGUUACCCCCGAAGUAAGCUUCCAUUUUUCUUCAUGUUCCGAUCAUCUUCGUCAAGUUCAACGGUUUCGUAACCAAUGCAGUAUUAUUUAUAAAUGUUCUACCAUUUUACAUCGCGUAGUAUUAAGUUCUGUGUUUCAUUUUGUGUUGCAUUUAUGUUCGCCUCUUUUAUUAUUUUCAUUUUCAUUUACACUUUACUGUUCAGUGUUUUUUUUUCUCUCGUACAGUAUUAUAGCGUUCCUCAAGUUCAGAUCUCGAGCAUUUCUGCGCUUUUUUUUUUUUACAUAUACGUAAGCCAUUCAUCUCAUUUAAAGUAGUAUUAUACUCGCUUUACUCCUUCCUUCGUUCCUUCCAAUUCCAAAGUCACUCGAACGUAUCAAUUUAAAUGAUUUGCUUUAGUUCGACGCAUUUCCCAGUGUCAUAUUUUCUUUUUCUGUACUUAAUUUUUUUUUAAAUGUUUUAUACUGAUUUUUUUCUUCUUUUUUUUUGUAUCAUUUAGUGACACGCUUGUUACAUUCAGGGCGGACUUGUUUUAUGUUAUUUUCGUUAAAUUUCGUGUGAGUGGUAUUUUUAAUGAUAAGUUAAUUUUAUUGAAGAUCUGUUAAACAUGUUGUGAGACUAUUUAGUGUUUCCGAUAACGUAAAUUAAUAUCAGGAAUGUUAUUCUAGUCAUUCUAUGAAACAGAUAUGCUUUUAAAAUGUAAUACGUAAUGGAAAACUGUUGAUUUAGCAUAUCGUAUUGUUUUUCUGUCAUCGUACAAGGUGUCCUAAAAAAUAUCAUCACUUAGAAUUAAUUCUGACUUUUUUUUUUUUUUGAGACACCCUGUACUAAUUUCCAGAGUGAAAAACAACUCGUUAGUAUUGGACUUUCGAUAACAUUCGAAUAAAUAAAGAGGAUUUUUUCAAAAUAACGAACCAACGAAUUGGAAUUUAUGUAGUUUUAAUAAUGAAAAAUGAGUACGACCAGAUUAGUUGUUUGAAUGAGUGUGUUGUGUAGUUAGAUAGAGAAAAUAUUUAACAUUUAGAAAUUGGAUUUGUACUCGUUAUACAUGUUCUAGUCUUUAACAUAAUAUACUCGAAAUGAUUGAUCUGUUAUAAUUACUACGUACCCACCUACGAACUCAGUUUUUUCUCACUCUUUUGGGGGAAAAAAUUUCCGAAACUGAGUUACUAUUAAUUAAACGAUUAUAAGAAGAGUAUUAUAAUAAAAAAAAAAUAGAUGAUGUUAUUUUUUUGCAUUCUCAUAAUACUAUGAUAUGUAUUACUUAUAAAUUAAAAAUAUGUGUACGUAUAAA
This is a messenger RNA of Planococcus citri (citrus mealybug), 3416 nucleotides long. RefSeq lists its product as uncharacterized. Gene Ontology annotation, cellular component: membrane. The coding region runs from base 223 to 1968 and encodes 581 amino acids. The record is from RefSeq and is a predicted model, not a curated record. The transcript is spliced from 8 exons. Lineage: Eukaryota; Metazoa; Arthropoda; Insecta; Hemiptera; Pseudococcidae.